Messenger RNA from Aureococcus anophagefferens, 231 nucleotides. RefSeq lists its product as hypothetical. The record is from RefSeq and is a predicted model, not a curated record. Lineage: Eukaryota; Pelagophyceae; Pelagomonadales; Pelagomonadaceae. The transcript has a single exon. The annotation marks the transcript as partial.
GACCCCGAGAAUCCCCCCUGCGCGCGCCUCGUCCUCACGGGCGCGUGGUCGAAGCCCGCGGCCGGCUCGGACGAGUACGAGGAAGCCUACGCGGCGCUCGAGGAGCGCCACCCCUACUUCAAGGAGCUGCCCAGCGACCACGACUUCUACGUCGCCAAGAUGACCGUGACGGGCGUCUGGCUCAUCGGCGCCUACGGCGGCGCGUCCGUCGUCGAACCGGAGGAGUACUUC